Polypterus senegalus (gray bichir) is the source of this 4202-nucleotide messenger RNA. RefSeq lists its product as uncharacterized. The record is from RefSeq and is a predicted model, not a curated record. Lineage: Eukaryota; Metazoa; Chordata; Cladistia; Polypteriformes; Polypteridae. The transcript has 2 exons. Bases 87 to 872 code for a protein of 261 amino acids.
GUGUCUCUAUUUCAGCAGCACCUGUCGCGUGUCUUUAAUGGUUUCCUAGCAACUAUUCCUAAUGCCUUAUAUAAGUUGUACAAGAAAUGCCGCUCUUGACUAGUGGCGGAGUUUCUCAAUCGUAUUGGGGUAUCGUGUCUUUCUCGGUGUGCCCUACAGGCCCCCGCAGCGCCAGUCGCGAGAUGCUUGGCUUUUGCCGCAGUGCCCUGAGGUUUCUGACUUCGUUUGCUUCUUCCCCUGAAGGCUCCGGUCAGUCGCAGUCUGAAUACUCGCUGUUUUUAGACCUCCUGUCAGAUCACAAGGGUGGCAUGAAGCGGAAAGGAAAAGAAAUCACCGCCCGCGCCUCCACUUCCUCUGGUAAGACGCGGGACACGACUCGUCAGGUAAGGAUGAAAGACGUCGAAGAGAGCAGUUCAAGGGAACUGAUUCGAGGGCAGGACAGUGGCCCAGAGAAAAGGGUUUAUGUGACGAGGUCGGCAUCCCGAGAACUGGUGCCGGCACUCAAGAAGACCAAGAGCAAACGGAGCCAUGAAGAACGGGAGCAAGAAGACAGUGAUAUGCAGGCGAACUCGCACGAAAGCCCAAAACGGGAAAUGCAAGUGAAAAUAUGCUUCAACCGAAAGCACGGACAGAGGAAGGAAUUCCAGAUUAGGGAAAGCGGAAUGAAAAUCGGAGAUGGCAAGAGAAAGGCGACAUUCUCAGUGAGCACAAGCGGCGGCCAAGGAAAGAAGAAGAAGCAGAAGUUCGUCUUGAGCGGUCCAGUCUUUGAGGACGGCAAGCAGAAACAGUCGGUGCUAGUCAAAUCACUAAAGGUGAAAUCGCCAAGGGACGAAAUGAAGAAACCUGGACGUCAUGUGAGAAUCAAGAUUUAAAGAGAUUGUCAUUCAAGAGACCAUCUUGAUUAGCAGCAUCCCAAAGACUCCAGACUCAUUGAGCACAGGAGGACCUGCCCAUACACUUGUAUGCAUGUAGACAUUUGAAAGCUUUAUGUGAUUUACCUUUACAUGAGGGAACUUGAAAACUUCCCAAGAAGUUUAAUUACUGCUUUGAAACGUAACGGCUGAGCCUGUUAAUAGUUCAACAUAUCAGCAAGAGACAGAAAUGGUGCCAGAAAAAUGUCAAAGUGGUUUAACUGCAUGCAUCUCAUAGAAUCGCACAAGUGUGAUAUUCUGUCAUGGAGCUGCAGACAAGCAAUGCACUAAAUGAAAGGUAUGUGAUGGGAAUAUAAGAAAACAUUUGAACAUAUAAAUAUAGCAGUCCUAAAGUUUAGCUUCAUCUCCUGUGGGGUUUGGGAUGAUGACUCAUUGUUUAGCAUUGGUGGCUCACCAUGCUAGAUUUAAAUCCUUCACAUGUUCUCUGUAUAUAUGGAGUUUGCAUGUUCUUCAUUUGACUGCCUGUUUUUACCUCCAGGUUUCUUCCCACAUCAUAAACAAAUGUGUUACAAAUAUUAGGAAUCAUACAUUGGCUUGUGUAAGUGUUUCCAUGUUUGUCUGUCCCUUGCGAUGGACUGGCAUCCCAAUCAGGAUUGAUUACCACAUUGGUCAUGAUGCUGUUGUCAACAGGCUUCACCCACAACCUUCACCACUUGAUCCUCAACUGGAUUAAGCCAAGUAGAAAUUGAAUGGAUGGAAGAACCAUGUGGUUCUACAAGUGAACAUGCACUGUGAUGGAUUAGCACUUUGUCCACAGUUGAAUAAUUCCUUGUGCCUGGUGUUGCAGGGUUGCACUCCAGGUCCCAUAUCCCUGAACUUGAACUCAGCAGGAUUGAUAAUUGAUGCAUAUCUCAUAAGUGGUAUUUCUCUGGCCAUGGCUCACAGUUCACUAAAAUAUUUUAUUUUCUCAUUUAACCUUCUGAUAAAGUAGAGAGCUUUAAAGAUUAUCCUAUAUUAUAUGUACCAGAUCUGCAAUGAAAUGAAAAUUCCUUCAAAAAUUGUAAAAUGACAUUUUUGAGUCACUUACCGCAAACAUGGAAGAUUUGCUUAAGCUGAGGUGCUCACAAGUCCUGUGGAAUCCUCUUAUUAUUCCAAAGACAAAGUAAUUUAUUGACCCCAAAUGUGUCUUUGCGAGAGUGUCAUAUGAUGGACCUGACUUAAUCCUAAACCUAACCCUACACCUAACCCUAACCCAAUAAGAGUUUAUUCCUGCCGUAUAAAGGGGAUUCAAAAAAUUAAUGGAAGUUAUAAGGAGAGCUACAGUAGUAAAACCUGCCUUACAGGCUGCAGUUUACUCUUCUGCUGGGACAAAUAAAAAAACAAUGAAAAAAAGUGGAUUAGACACCAGUAUGGGUUGAUAUGUGGCAAAUAUUGCUUAAAAAGUAAAAAUAUACAACAUAACAUUGAGCCAAUGUUUUAAACACAGACAAAAUAUACUGACCUUAAAUCAUACCAGCAUUUUUACAGCACAAAUAGAUCUUAUCUAAACUAUAGUCACAACAUUAUAUUAUGGAGAAUAUACAGGGUGGAGAGUUUUGAUUCUAAUACCAAUCUAAUAGUCAGUUAUAUUUAUUUGCAUAAAUUUUAACCUACUAAUAAUUUAUUUGGAAUUUAAGAUGGGUAUAGCAUGUCUACAAAGCCAGAGCUUAGCACAGCUGCCUGUCCAGCCCAGCCAGUGGGAGUUGAGACUUUGUGUUGAGGUAGGAAGGAGACGGGUGGUGUUUCCGCUGUUCGCUGACUGACUACCUCAAAAUGUAAAAAAAGUCUGCCUAAUAUUGACUCACUUUGUUGGGUUGUGUAUUGAAUAGAAACUACAGUACUCACUCAACAUAAUAAAAAAAAAAUGUGAACAUGGUCUUGUACCCUGAGUUUCUUGGUGCCAGAGAAUCACCAUGCUUCCUGUGUUUUCAGUGACACUUACACCAGUGAUAUAUGCCCAGUUAUAAAAUGCUUCUUGAAUUUCUCCCAGUCCAAAGUCAUUAAUUAAGAUUCUCUCUGGAACACUGGAUGUUGUGGUGCUUCAUUUCAGAAAUCAAAUGCUCUUGUUUAGUUAUUCAUGAAGAAUGAGUUCAACUGGCCCAUAUCUAAUCACUUUAGUGCCUCUUAUCUUAUGCACUAUCAAUUCCUCCAUUACAAUUUGCUCCACAGUGGUAACAUUUUCUUCUUCUACUGAAGUCCAGUCAGACCUUGGGUCGUCUGAGUGACAUCCUGUUAAAAUUCUGCAGUUUAUCUGCUAACUGUGACAUAUGAAGAGAACUCGUCCUGGUACAUUCUGACUAGGCAUAGAUGAAUCUCUAAAGACAUAUUUUUAGAAAUCCAAUAGGUUGGGAGCAUGCACUGCACAAUAUUUCAUAUUUGGUUUUCACCAUCCACAAAUAUUAGAACCUUGUCAUUUACAUAUACAAGUAAAGUGGGAUUAAUGUUUGGCCUCCAUAGAAUACCCUUUCUGGUAAACUAUGUGUCUGUGGUGUGUCUUUAAAAGAAGAGAGCCAAAUGAGAAUGAAAAAGUACAAAAAUAUUAUACAUAGACGUGCAGAGGAGCAAUUGUAGUGUUAUGUAGUCUUUUGUAUAGUGCCUACUACUGACAGUUGGUUAUUGACCAGGACACCAAAUAUAACACUUCUUUGUUCUGAAGAUACUGAGUACAUGUGAUAUGAACAGAAAUGCUCCAAGUGAACUGUCAAGGAUGAACAAUUAUGAUGUCAGGUGUGACUGACAGGAGACAGGGAGAAGCUGACCAGUACACUUUUGUCCACUGGCAUAUAAAUGGUGUACGCAUCACAACUUAUUAAGAUAUGAACUAAAAAGUUUUUCUUUCCUGUCGAAUUUUCAAGCUAAAAAGAUGGAGUUUUCUUUAGUAUUCGGCAGGGCAUGUUCACACAUAUGAGGUGCUGUCUCAAUGAAUCCAUCUGUCUAGGUGUGUGAAUGCUGUGCCUUGUCACCACCUGUGAGAAUUUGUCAUGUUCUGUUGUGUUCUAGUUAGUUUCUUUCUGGUUUUAUCCCAAAUAUGUGCAUUUUAGCUUCUCUGAAAACUGUUCCUACAGGAGUGAGUAGAGUGAGCAUGGGUAAGAGAGGGCCUUGCAAUGGAUGGGCAGCCAUUCUAUAGCUUUUUUUUUGCCUUAAACCUGAUUCUGUCAGGAUUUUCUCAGGCCCUUUGUGUUCCUGAAUUUGAAUAAAUGGGCGUGAGAGUGUGUGUCUUGUGUGUGUGCUUAGUGGAAUUUACAGCUCCAAUAAUGAACACUGCAUGUGUGUAUGUCAGUGACAGGCACU